AUGCGCACUACCACCCUCUUCACUGGAGCCGCCCUGGCUGCCACUGCCUUUGCUGGUCCCAUCUUCAAGCGCGACCUGGAGAUCGACACCGUCUAUGAUGUCGCCUAUGAGACCGUCUACGUUACCGAGACCGAGGGUGUCACUGUCCCUGUGACUGUUGCCGCAGAGCAACCUGCCCCUGCCGCUACCACCGAGGCUGUCGUGACUUCUCAGUACUAUGGACACCGUCACUCGUGGUCCAGACCUGCUGCUGAGUCGUCGGCUGCCUCUGUUGUCACUGUGGUCACCAGUGAGGCUCCCGCUCCCACUGUCGUCUCAUCGGCCACAUCAGCUCCCGUCGCUGCCUCAUCAUCCGCAGACCCCAAGGCCGCCAUUCCUCCUGCCCCUGCCCAAGGAUACACCAGUGCCUGGACCAGCUCCUGGGCCUCUACCUGGGUUGUGACUCCUUCUGCCGAAUCCACCACUGCUGUUGCUACUUCUGCUGCUCCUGCAGCCACCACUGAGGUGAGCUUACUUAAAUCGUUCAAUUAUCUUCUUUCUCGUGAUUCUUUACACCCCCGUGUGAACUUCGAAAGCCUCAUGGCCCAGAUGUUCCACCCUGCCUCCUCCUCCCAAAUCAAGCGUGCCACUUCGACGAUCAAGGUAACCUUGACGGUCAAGGCAUCUUCCUCGACGAAGAAGACUACUGUCACCUCGAAGGCAACUUCGACAAGCAAGAAAUCUUCCUCUUCUACGAGGAAGACAACUUCAACCAGCAAGAAGUCUUCUUCGACGUUGAAGGUGUCGACCAGCGUCAAGGGAACUCCUAUCUCCACGAAGGCAACCACCUCCCAGAAAACCUCGAGCACCAGAAAGGUCUCUUCUCUCUCCCCUUCCACUGUUGAAAGAGUUGCCACUGUCCCUGCCUCGCGCAACGCAUGCAAGCGCGAGUCAUCUGUUGCAUCCCCCAUCAGUUAUCCCAAAUCUUCGUCACCUCUCAUCAAACCCUCCUCUUCUCUCAAACCCACAUCAUCCUCCAAGACCUCUUCCAUCUCAGUCAAACCCACAACUACCUCAUCCCGCUCUACCUCUACUUCCAAGUCAUCAUCGUCCCAGCCCAAGAGUUCCUUCAAGUCGUCGUCGUCAUUGAGAAAAUCCUCGUCAUCUACAUUGACCAGCAAUGCUAAAACAAGUUCACAGGCUAGCAGCACUGUUGCCGCUCCUUCUGGUAAGGCUACCACCUACCAGGAGAUCGUCCUUGCCCACCACAACGUCCACCGUGCCAACCACUCUGCUUGCAACCUCGAGUGGGACUCGCAGCUUGCCGCCACCGCCCAGCAGAUCGCCGCCACUUGCGUCUAUGCCCACAGCAUGGAUGUGAACGGUGGUGGCUACGGCCAGAACAUCGCCGCCGGUGUCGAGGCUAACAACGUUUCCGCUGUUAUCACUGAGCUCUUCUACAACGGCGAGGUCGGCUACUACAACAACCUCUACGGUCAGGCCAACCCCGACAUGACCAACUUCGAGAAGUGGGGUCACUUCUCUCAGCUUGUCUGGAAGGGUACUACCAAGGUCGGUUGCGCUACUCAGUACUGCUCUGGCGGUCUUGCCAACGUUGGUCAAUACGUCUCUCCCUACUUCACCGUCUGCAACUACGGCUCCCCUGGUAACUACGCUGGUGAAUACGCCGACAACGUUGGUGAUUCGCUCAACAAGCCCACCCAGAACUGGUCGUACGACUUGUGA
This is a messenger RNA of Aureobasidium musti, 1725 nucleotides long. NCBI's taxonomy places the organism in Eukaryota, Fungi, Ascomycota, Dothideomycetes, Dothideales, Saccotheciaceae. The record is from the annotation of a GenBank genome assembly.